Molecule: messenger RNA, 1725 nt
Organism: Larimichthys crocea (large yellow croaker)
Lineage: Eukaryota; Metazoa; Chordata; Actinopteri; Sciaenidae
Gene: tnnt1
Product: troponin T type 1 (skeletal, slow)
Exons: 14
Coding region: 695-1507 (270 amino acids)
Biological process (GO): sarcomere organization; slow-twitch skeletal muscle fiber contraction; regulation of muscle contraction
Cellular component (GO): troponin complex
Molecular function (GO): troponin T binding; tropomyosin binding
Source: RefSeq, a predicted model, not a curated record
AAUUAGACAUCACUCCAUCUGUUGAUGUGUAGUAAAAAGGUAUUCAACAUUUCUGCCAUUAAAAUGUGAUAAUAUGUCAGCACUGUGACCCAGCUUGUCCUAUCGAAGAUGUUAGAACUGUGGGCUCAAGGGUACUGUAGUGUUUUGCUACUAUUUGAUAUUCCUUGCCUCUCUAUCUUUGAUUAAUUAGUUUUAAUAUCCGAAAGUACAAUAAGCACUGUCUAUGAACAAUCUGCCUCUCCCCCUGCCAGCUCUCUCUCUCUCUUCUCUCUCUCCCUCUCUAUCUGUCCCUUUCAUCAUGUCACACCCUCCCCUCUUCAUUUUGUCAUCCCCCUCUCCACCUGUGGUACCCCUCCAUUUGUUCAGUGAGGUCAUCCCUCUAUUCUCCCUAAUCCUGCGAGCCGGUGCUCGUCUUUCGGCCUCUGCUUAAUCCGCCUGUGGCCCCCGGCCCUACACACACACACAUCUGCACAUUUGUGCCCACAGACUCACAGUUAUUCUUGUAUUGUAUACUUGGACACUCAGUAAUUCUUACAGCAUGCAUACACACAUAGUCAUUCAGACAACACACACACACACACACACACACUAUCCCUCCACCUCUCUGUAUAAAACUCCCCCCGUACAAUAGCCAUUCUGUCUGUCUCUGUCUGUUGCUCUCUUGCAUCUGGUGAUACCACACCUUCAUACAGUCAUGUCAGAUGUAGAAGAGGAGUACGAGGAACAGACAGAUGAGGUUGAAGAGGAGCAGGAGGUCGAGCCUGAGCAGGAGGAGGAGGAGACGCAGCAGGCAGAGGAGGAUGUAGGAGAGCAGCAAGAGUAUCAAGAGGAGGAGCGCCCCAAACCAAAACCCAUGGUGCCUCAACUUGCCCCUCCGAAGAUCCCUGAGGGGGAGAGAGUGGAUUUUGAUGACAUCCACAGAAAGCGUAUGGAGAAGGACUUACUGGAGCUGCAUACUCUAAUCGAUGUCCACUUCGAGCAGAGGAAGAAGGAUGAGGAAGAACUCAUCGGCCUCAAGGAACGAAUUGAGCGUCGUCGGUCAGAGAGAGCUGAGAUCCAGAGAGUCAGAGCAGAGAAGGAGAAAGACAGACAGAACAGGAUCGCGGAGGAACGCCACAGAAAAGAGGAAGAGGAAGCCAAGAAGAAGGCCGACGAUGAGGCCAAGAAGAAGAAAGUGCUGUCUGGCAUGGGAGCAAACUUUGGAGGCUUCCUGGCCAAGGCUGAGUCGAGGAGGGGCAAGCGUCUAACAGGCAAAGAGAUCAAGAAGAAGACUCUGGCUGAGAGACGGCAGCCACUGGGCAUCGAAAGUCUGAGAGAGGACGGCCUCAGGCAACGGGCUCAGGAGAUGUGGAACUGGAUCUACCAGCUGGAGUCUGAGAAGUUUGACUACAUGGAGCACAUGAAACACCAGAAAUACGAGAUCAUUGUGCUGCUGAACAGAAUCCAACAUGCUCAGAAGUUUAAAAAGGUCCACGGCAAAGGGAAGGUCGGCGGUCGCUGGAAGUAAAGGAAGAGAAAAGAGAAGCGAAAUAAAAAAAACAAACAAAAAAAAAACACUGAUAACAAAAUAGUGGAGGCAGUAUAGAAAUGGAGGAAUCGCACAUUUCCUCUCUCUCUGGUUUUUGUAGUGUCAGAGCCAGUCUGUAGACCUUUCCUGUGUGGCAGAUACUGAAUGUUUCUUGUUAAGAUGUAUCAAUAAUUAAAACAACAUCCACUCAAUUUUGA